Molecule: messenger RNA, 966 nt
Organism: Chrysochloris asiatica (Cape golden mole)
Lineage: Eukaryota; Metazoa; Chordata; Mammalia; Afrosoricida; Chrysochloridae
Gene: NOTO
Product: notochord homeobox
Exons: 4
Coding region: 1-966 (321 amino acids)
Biological process (GO): neuron differentiation; central nervous system development
Molecular function (GO): DNA binding
Source: RefSeq, a predicted model, not a curated record
AUGACUUUUAUCUCCCACAGUGCCUCGGAUAUUAAAAAGAAAUUGCAGAAAUUCGACAGGGCAAUUGGCUUGAAUGUAUCCCAGCUGGUGGAUAUCACCUUUGAGGUAUUUAACAGCCAAGAGCACAAGAAAUCUCAGGCCGUUACUGUCUUCCUAAAGACCACUAGAGGUUGUGCCAUGCCCACCCGGGGGCAGCUUCAACUCUCGCUGCCCGCUCCCUCAGGCUCGUCAGUCCAGCCCCAGCGCUCAGACUGCUCUCCCGCGCCCACCGCCCCAUGCUCGCCGGCGAGUGCAGAUGCCGAGAGCGCCCCGAGCGGUCCUGGUCGCCUGGAGUCCUCCUUUUCUGUCGAGGCCAUCCUGGCUAGGCCCUACCCCCGUGCACCAGCUGCCUCAGGAUUGUCAGUCGCCGCCUAUGCUGCCCAGGGUCUCUGGACCGCUCCCUCUUGGACCCUGGGCCCCGUUCUGCCCUGGGCGUGCCGGGCCACCUGUCUGCCCGCCUAUCUAGGCGUGGGUCUCCACCCGAUGUGCCUCCAGUCGCCUGUGCUGGGGCUGCGCGCUGCUCACUUCUGUGUCUUCCCAGGUCUCGGCGUCACAGGCUUGGAGCUGACUCACUGCACAGGCCUCUGGGAUCCCCCAGCCUGGUCCACAGCUGAGGACCUUCAUGACACUAAUCAACAAAAGAGAGUUAGAACUAUGUUUAACUUGGAGCAGCUAGUAGAGCUGGAGAAAAUGUUUGCAAAACAACACAACCUGGUGGGAAAGAAGAGAGCCCAGCUGGCAGCCCGGCUCAACCUAACGGAAAACCAGGUGAGGGUCUGGUUCCAAAAUCGCAGAGUCAAGUAUCAGAAGCAGCAAAAGCUGAAACUGUCAGCCCCAUCUGCCAUAGCUGCCUCUCCAGACGAGCUUUCCAGCAGCUCUGACACCAGCAUCCAGAGUGAAGAUGCCAAGUCAGGAGUGUACAGCUGA